Messenger RNA from Saccoglossus kowalevskii, 1281 nucleotides. RefSeq lists its product as uncharacterized. The record is from RefSeq and is a predicted model, not a curated record. Lineage: Eukaryota; Metazoa; Hemichordata; Enteropneusta; Harrimaniidae.
UUGGAACCGAACUCUGUUAACAUGCAAUACAACCCCCUGCUGGCGCUUCUUUCGUGCCUUGCAAGUCGUACAUAAAACAUGUCUCGCUUCGUGCUAUUAACGCUAGUCUGCCUUGCAUUUUUUAAUAAAGAUGCAUUAUCAAGUGGACUGUUUGGCGAGGGUGGCGAAGGUGGCCCGCUAGAAGGGGCUUUGGAAGAUAAACCCAUACUCAGGGCAUUACUGAUGAAACAAAUUAUCGGUAAUGUAGGCGGUGGUACUGGUGCGCCGCUCCCCAUAUUGCGGGCACUGAUGAAUGGUCAGACUCCACCACCAAUAGUACGAGCGAUGAUAGCUAAACGUGUUAUGGAGAAUACCGGCGAAGAUGGACCCCUUCUCCUCAAACUGUUGGUCUUCCGUAAAGUUGCCGGUGAAUUGGGAAUGCAAAUUAUAGAAGGGCUGAGGGCGAGGAAACAGUCUGAUAGAGUAUACACGUUCGCUUUAACUCCACUGUGUGACUGUGCUCUGGAAUACAUUGAUGAUGAAGGUGCAAUGAAGGGGUUUUCUAUAGACCUCAUUAAUGCAGUUUGCGAGGAAGCUGGAAGGAACUGUGAAACACAAUACGACCACAAUUCCAACUGUUUUGCCCAUGAUGAUAAUCAUUUUUUGCUCGGCGAAGGCCUUAUAUCCAAACAAUAUGACGUUUGCAUGUCUUGGUUUAAAACAAAGGAUCGUACACACGUAGCGGCAUUUACGGAGCCAUAUUGGAAAACUGACAACAUAUACAAUUUGUACGUACCAUCCGACAAUCCUAAUGAAUUCGACGAAAACAAUAUUGCUGGAAAGAAAAUCGGUUUCAUGGAUGGGUGGACUGGGGGUCAUACAUGCCUUGAAGACGUGGCAGGUGCAGAUACGAUGACGCAAGAAUAUAUCAUUCAAAUGAAAGACUUGUUUAACAAAUUAAGAAAUGGAGAGCUGGAUGCUGCGUUCGUGCUUGAUGGGUUUGCAAAGAAUUAUCUUAAAAAUGGAUUCCAGAAGAUUGGAAAAGGCAUCAAAUGUGCAGAGCCAGGUAUUACUCAUGCUAUUGCCAGGAAGGACAAUGACGUCACUGACUGGUUCAGUGAAACGUUGAGAGAGAUGAAGACGAACGGAAAGUAUUAUGGUCUGUGUAACAAGGCUAAACGGGAUCACGGUUCGAAGGGACCAAUUAACUGUGUCGUCGAAGGCGAAGAGGUCAUUGAAUUUCCCAAGAUCAAGUGUGGCGAAGGAUGCUGGGUUUAAAUAAAAUGUAUCUUAUUGGCUAUA